AUGUCCGCGCGCACACUCUCCCUCCUGCCCACCGCCGCACGCCCGGCGAGUGUGGUCGCUGCGAGACGGGCCUUUAUGCAGAGCACUCGGCUCGGCCUAAAAGAGAGCAAUUCGCAAGACCCCAACCCAGACAAGUACGACAAGCACAAGCAGGACUCACUGGCCAAGCAGAGGCAGGGCACGGGACACUGGAAGCCGGAGCUGGCGUCGGACAGCGAGGAGAGUAUCAAGGCGGACCGGUCGGCGGCCAAGGAGGCGACGAGCGAGGGGUCGCUGCGCGACCUGCAGGAGCGGACUAAGAGGGCGGCCGAGGAGGCGAGCAAGCACGGUACGAGCAUGCGCGACGGUCUCUGA
Lasiosphaeria miniovina is the source of this 354-nucleotide messenger RNA. RefSeq lists its product as uncharacterized. The record is from RefSeq and is a predicted model, not a curated record. NCBI's taxonomy places the organism in Eukaryota, Fungi, Ascomycota, Sordariomycetes, Sordariales, Lasiosphaeriaceae. The transcript is spliced from 2 exons. The coding region runs from base 1 to 354 and encodes 117 amino acids.